AUGCUUUACUCAACAGAACUUACGAGCAAUCCUGUACCUGGAUUCACCGUCGCUUUGCAAGAUGACAACGUGUUCGAGUGGGAUGUAGGUAUCAUCGGUGCUCCAAAUACGAUUUAUGAAGGGGGCUAUUUCAAGGCUACACUCAAAUUUCCAAAUGACUAUCCCUUUAAUCCGCCAACCUUCAAAUUCAACAACGAAUUCUAUCACCCCAACGUUUACAUAGACGGAAGACUUUGCAUAUCCAUUCUUCAUCCUCCUGGUGAUGAUCCCACUAGCGGUGAGACGGCAGAGGAACGUUGGAAUCCCACCCAAAGCGUCGAAAGCAUCUUAAUUAGCAUUGUUAGUCUUAUGGGCGACCCAAAUUGUUCCAGUCCUGCCAAUGUGGACGCCGGCGUUAUGUAUCGCAAGGACCGGGAAUCCUAUAAUUCGAUUGUUCGAUCUCAAGUUGAGGCAUCCAAGAAAGACAUUCCCGAAGGGUUGAAGAUACCAACUAGCACCGACGACUUUGUUGUCCAAAAACGUCCAAACGAAGACGAACAGGACGAAAACUUCUGGUAUGCGUCGGAUGAAGACGAGGACAUUGAAGAAGACAUGGAGGGUUAUGUGACAAUAAUUUUAAUGCUUGGAGUACUAAAGUGA
Molecule: messenger RNA, 639 nt
Organism: Acaulospora morrowiae
Lineage: Eukaryota; Fungi; Glomeromycota; Glomeromycetes; Diversisporales; Acaulosporaceae
Source: the annotation of a GenBank genome assembly